This is a messenger RNA of Cheilinus undulatus (humphead wrasse), 1652 nucleotides long. RefSeq names its product homeobox protein Nkx-2.5-like. The transcript has 2 exons. Gene Ontology annotation, molecular function: RNA polymerase II cis-regulatory region sequence-specific DNA binding; DNA-binding transcription factor activity, RNA polymerase II-specific. Gene Ontology annotation, cellular component: nucleus. Gene Ontology annotation, biological process: cell differentiation; regulation of transcription by RNA polymerase II. The record is from RefSeq and is a predicted model, not a curated record. NCBI's taxonomy places the organism in Eukaryota, Metazoa, Chordata, Actinopteri, Labriformes, Labridae. The coding region runs from base 235 to 1305 and encodes 356 amino acids.
AGCAGAGGAGGCUCAGGCGCGUCUUUGCCCCGGUCCAAACUCCACUCACAAAGCCUGACAUUACAUCUGUCAGGAGGAGACCUGCAUGGACAAAAACAGGACUACUGCUCACGUUUUCCUGCGAUUUAUGGCGAUGAGGGAUUCCAGCGGCUUAACGCACCUCCACUUACCAAAGAAGGGGCUUUAAGCUCAAUUAUUUGUUAGGAAAACAGUGGAGAGGGAAAGGGGGAGUGCAUGUUACUCGGCGGGAUUCACUUCCUCGGUGCUGCAGAGCAGGAGCUGGAUGACAUGAUGCUGCAGAGCCCGCUCACCUCCACGCCGUUUUCUGUCAAGGAUAUCCUGAAGCUGGAGCAGCAGCAGCAGCAGGCCGGCUCCCUGGAGCUCCAGCACCGAGUUCACAGCACCCAGCAGCACCUGGCCGGCUCUCCUCCUCCUCCACAGCAGCAGCAGCAUUUCCAAACCCCGCCGUCCUGCAUGCUCGCCGGCGCUCGGGACAGUCCCUCCUUCUCGGACGGGGAGGACAACCUGGCGUACCUCAGCGCGCUGGCUGUGCGGGGGGAGGAGGACCGCGGGGAGACGAGCCUGUCCCCGGACAUGUACGUCCAUCCCGGGCUGCAGGGAGCCAAGCUGGAGGCUGCCGAGCUGGACGAGCAGGAGAACAAGGGCUGUGCUUUGGUGUCCCGGGAGGAGGCCUCUGAGGCCGGCCAGGGAGACUCAGAGCGGCCGGCGCAGAAGCAGAGGAGCCGGCGGAGACCCCGGGUCCUGUUCUCCCAGGCUCAGGUCUUCGAGCUGGAGCGGCGCUUCAAGCAGCAGCGGUACCUUUCCGCCCCGGAGCGGGAGCACCUGGCCAGCACCCUCAAACUCACCUCCAACCAGGUGAAGAUCUGGUUCCAAAACCGCCGCUACAAGUGCAAACGGCAGCGGCAGGACAAGUCUCUGGAGGCGGCAGGGCAGCACCACCCUCCCCCACCUCGGCGCGUGGCCGUGCCAGUGCUGGUCCGGGACGGGAAGCCUUGUCUGGGGGGGGCUCAGAGCUAUGCCACCGCCGCUGCUCCGUACGGAUCCAACCCGUACAGCUACAACGGAUACCCGGCCUACAGCUACGGCAGCCCGGCCUACAACAGCAACUACAGCUGCACCUACAGCAGCAUCCCCGCCCUGCCCCCCUCCAGCUCCUCCAACGCCUUUAUGAACAUGAACCUAGGCAACGUCAGCGGCCUCGGAGGAUCCGCGCAGCCGCAGACACACCAAGGGACAGCGGUCACGUCGUGCCAGGGCUCCCUGCAGGGGAUCCGGGCCUGGUAGCGUCCCCCCAGCAAGACUAGAGUCUUUCUGGAGAUUACUGUGGCACAGACCUCGAUGACAGUAUUUCUUGGAUUAAGGUGGACUCACCUUUCAGAUCAGGACAGUUUCCGCCCAGACCUCAGGCCACUUAAACACACCACAGCUGCACUGCACGUGCGUAAAGGCCGGAGCUCUCACAGACCUUUAAUGAAGCACAGUUGGGGAUAUGAUGCCCAGGUUGUGCGCAUUUCUGCUCAUUUUUACCUAAAAGAUGUUUUUAAGGCUUGUUUUAAACUUUUAAUCUUUGCUUUUACUGAGAAAUAAAUGUUUGAAUCUAUUUCACAUCUACUCCAAUAAAUCAGAGAAAU